Molecule: messenger RNA, 1944 nt
Organism: Apodemus sylvaticus (European woodmouse)
Lineage: Eukaryota; Metazoa; Chordata; Mammalia; Rodentia; Muridae
Gene: Pimreg
Product: PICALM interacting mitotic regulator
Exons: 6
Coding region: 211-1146 (311 amino acids)
Source: RefSeq, a predicted model, not a curated record
CCCUGGGUGGCGGUGACCUGAGCCCCCGCAGCAUCCAGCAUAAAACCCUGACCGGCAGGCUGGAGGGAAAGAGCCUGGGAGCACGAUGGACGAGGCGCGGCCACCCGGAACCAAGCAGCCGGGAUGUAGGGACGAGGGGCUGGAUGGUAACAGCGGUCAGAUAACAAUCUGGACCCUCGGCUGCAGGCUAGGCUUGGGGGUCCAGGAACGAUGUAUGGGCGUGGACAGGCCAAUCCCAAAGCAGGAUUUACAGUCACGAGAGAAAAGGACCAAUCGAAAUCCAGGGGCGGCGGCGGUGGAUGGCUGAUAGGGCCAAUGGGCUGCAAGCGCCGGGUCGGGGCGGAGCCGCGCGGAAUUUCAAAUCGGCUGCGGUGGGCUAGGAGAGAGUGUCUAUCUUCGGGUCCCGAUAUCAAGCGGGAGGACCUAGCGGACAGAGGAAACUGGACCGAGCACAUGGCGUCUCAGUGGCAGGGCAUGAGGACCUCCGUGCGCAGACGAUCACUCCUAAAGGAAGAACAGCUAGAGAAGGAGGUGACCCGCUCUGCUGGGUGUCAUCUGGAGACCGGUCCCUUGGGCUCCCUGUGCAGACAGUUCCAAAGGAGGCUGCCCCUGAGAUCAGUCAGCCUGAACCUCGGUAAUGGCCCCUCCUGGAAACGCCUGCAAAGUCCAGAGCCAGAGCAGCAAGGUCUUCAGGCUGCAGCCCGCUCAGCCAAAAGUGCCUUGGGUGCCAUGUCCCAGAGGAUCCAGGAGUCCUGUCAAAGUGGCACCAAGUGGCUGAUGGAGACACAGGUGAAAGUGAGGAGGAAGCGAGGAGCCCAGAAAGACAGAGGGUCGCCACCACCCAGUCUGAGCCAGAAGAACACUCGGUUGUGUAAGGCCAACCGAGAUGCUAGAGUCGGGGCACACCCUCGCCUCUCUGGCCAGAUGGGUCCACAUGCCCAUCGCCGUCAGCGGCUGAGGAGGGAGGCUACCCUCCGGAGCCCCUGUUCCUCCACAGAACCUCUCUGCUCUCCCAGUGAGUCUGACAGCGACCUAGAGCCUGUGGGAGCUGGAAUCCAGCAUCUUCAGAAACUGUCUCAAAAGCUGGACAAAGCCAUCCAGGCUGAAGAGAGCGGUGACAUGACCGUCUCCCUCAUCCGUGAAUGAGGACAGCAAGCAUCCUACAGGACUGAAAGUCAACCCCCAGCCUCUCGAUUUGGAGAAGGGGACUAUAGUAUGCUACAUGCCCUGCAUUGAGAAGAAGAGGAUGCACAGUGGAACCUCUGUCUUACAGGAAGCCGGCUCUGUCCAACCACCAAGCCACUAGGAUGUCCAUGCCAACUAACCCAUGAACUUCCUGGAGACGGCAUCGGGUUUAUCAGCAUCCCAGGCCACAAGGACUUGACUAACAUGGCGUCCAGAACCCUUCUACUUCAGCCACAUCUGGGCCCACUGGUAACCACUGGCCACAGCCUGAGAAUUAUUUAGGAAGACCUUGAAGAGGUGAUGGGAACUGCUGAUGUUCCCCCGGGGACUCUUGGAUGGAGGCAUACUCAUCGAGUUCUCCAGCCUCACAGCUGCCCAUCCAUAUUAGAAAUGUACCAGAAGAUGCUAGAUAGUUCUGAGUCUUGAAACUAGGACCCAGGCCCUGCAGGAGUCAUCCCACAAACCCUCCCCCUGUAUUCCCAGGGCAGAGAUUCUGGAGGACCCAUUUCCACUGCUUCUCCCCACCCCCAGAGUCCCACAGGAAGAGAGGAGGUAUUUGCAGGAGCUUUGGCUCCUGGGGCCUUCUGAUAAGCUCCGUGUGGGGGCGCUGUGGCGCAGGGAGGGGAACUCUUCCAAAAGUUUCUUCUCUUUGUAAGUUAUUUAAGGCAUCUGCUAUGUCAUUCUAUUAAAAAGAUACCAGUGUGUCAGUUUCGUAGAUCACAUUGUUUCUCAUAAUAAAAGCUCGCUUUUGAUGCUUGA